Messenger RNA from Symbiodinium natans, 2556 nucleotides. Lineage: Eukaryota; Dinophyceae; Suessiales; Symbiodiniaceae. The record is from the annotation of a GenBank genome assembly.
AUGGCUUUGGUGACCUCUGCGCAACUCAUGCGCAGAGACAAGCCAAAGAGAGAAGGCAACGUGCACCACGUGCUGCAAGCAGCGCUGCGGCAGGGACUUGUGAAAGUUUCGGCAGAUCGUCUGCUUCACGUCGAGGAGAGCUUGCGCCCAAGCUAUGAGGCCUUCCCGAAGGAUGCCCGCGGCAAUCUGCCACCUCAUCAGGUCCUACCGGCUCUGACGCGCGCUUAUUUUGCUAAGGAGCAUGGCUGGCUGGUGCGUGGCCUGGAAUCUCCAGGAGCCCCCAUCAUUUCCCCUGGCGAGUCACACGAAGACGCACACGUGGCCAUCACUGGGGGUCCGGGCGGCCUGUAUGAGGUUCAGAUCCUGAAGGACAAGGCACCGGGGCUUGCUGCGGCUUUGAGAGAUGCAGCUCUGAGUCCUGUGGCGGCCUCGGCUGGGCUCUCCCUGGGAGACAUUUCCCGCACCGUUGCUGCAUUGGAGCAGCUGCUUUUGGAGGAGUCGCUGCCCCUUCUGCGUGCAUCAUACUUCCUCGACGGCCUGGAUUCUGGUGAAGAUGCACAAGUGCCGGCAGUGGUGGAAGAAUGGCAAGCUCACGAGGCGCUUCUUUCAUAUCUUCUACUCUUUCGGCACGGGUUGCCCAGGAGUCUGACGGAUGUGGAGUCGCACCAGCGCCUGAAGCAACGUGCGAUGAAGACCGCCGACUGGUCGGCACUCAAGAAGUUUGAGGCCCAGGCUCUGAGCGAGGUCGUUUCUGGCGGAACUGGCAAGAUCGGCAAGAUCUCCUGGUCACAAGCCAGUGAAGCUGUCUCGGUCCUUGCCAUGCGCUACGGACGCUGGCAGGAGUCGGAGUGCGAAGAUAUGAAAUCAACCUUGCUGAAGAUGGAUGCAGGCGGAGGCCGUGUAAAGCUUCAGGAUUUCCAUGGGUCACCAAAACAUCCGCACUACCAGUUCACAGAGAAAGAGGACUAUCUGAGAAAGGCAGGCAUCUUGGUGGAGGAGGGAGAUGAACAGUAUGUCCUCAUUGCCAAUUACCUGCUGGGACCCUCGAACUGUAUUGCUUCUUCCGAGUACUUUGCAGUUUGCUGCUUGAACCAGUGUGAGCAGGUGGUGAGUCGUUUGGAGACGAUCUUGCAAGCUCCUGCGGCCACAGUUGGACAAAUUAUGGAUGCAGCUAGUGGUAUUCGUGGCAACAUUGGCAACAUUGGCAACUCUUCUCACGACACUCAUGAUGAUCCUCCUACUGCGGAGCUGCAGGAGAGCCUUGGAAUGCUGGUGGACAACACAGGCGCGGUCGUUCUGCAUUCGCCUGGCUUCCGCCGAUGGCUCCAUCAGGCUUUUCCGCUGGAGUGCCCACGUCCCACCGUUCAAGAAGAUGCCGCGGAGGAGGCGGAGCUUGCGGAAGCGCGGGAGUGGCUGGAGAUGGACGAGGCUGCGCGGCAGAAGUGGCAGCCGCUGGUGCUCCAUCCAUCCGAAUGCACCCGAGUUCCGGAGUGGCACGCUGAGAGAUCUGAGAGCUCGGCUGAGGAGGGCUCUGAAAAGAACGAGCCUCCCGGGCCUCCCGCAGCCAUGCUGGAGGUGAGGCACCUGGCAGACCUCAUGGCGAGGUGCUUGUGCUGUGCUCUGGCUGGCAUGGAGGCUUGGGCCCAGCUUCAUGGCGUAAAGGCCUCACCAAAGGUGGACUUUUUCUCGCCGUCGGUCCCACCAAGCCAGGGAUUCUGUGCCAGAGCACGUGAGCCCAUCUCUUCGGGCGAACUGCUGCUCGACCUUCCUCUCCAGGCCUGUUUGAGGCCGCUGCACGUCGACACUUGCCACUUUUCUGACGGCACAUUUGUGAUGGAUGAGCAGCAAAAACUUAUGCUGCAGCUGCUACAUGAGGCUUUGGUGAAUGGCGAGCGAUCUGGCUGGCUGCCGUACAUUCGCACGCUGCCGCGUACUUUUCCGACACUGCCGUUGUGGUACACGGCCGAGGAGAAGAAAUUCUUGAAAGGCACCUCGGUGGACACCCUGCUUGAAGCAGCGCAUAUUGCCAGCGACAAGGACUUGCAGGCCAUGCGCGCGUGCUGCCAGUCCGAUCUCUUGAGUAUCCUUCCAGACUCGCCCUCUCUGGAACAGUUGCGUUGGGCUGCCUCAGUUGUGGCUUCGCGCGCGUUUGACUCGUCGGCAGCUGGUGUCAUCCUUGCACCGUUUGCCGACGCAUUGAAUCAUUCCAGCGCUGCUCCUCACACACGCAUGAGGGACUGCGGCAAGCAGCUAUUGUUCCACGCGGAACGGGACAUCCCUGCCGGGGAGGAAAUCAUGAAUUGCUAUGGCUUGCAGGGCAAUACCCAAUGGCUCCUGAACGGUGGCUUCCGCGACAGCUCACGACCAUGCGAUGAUCUCUUGGUCACACCGGCGGAUGUCGUGAGUUCUGCGCUGGCACAUUUGCACUACUAUCGCCAGGAUGAGGCUGCCAGAUCAGCAGACGACGAGGAAUCUUUUCUUUGCUCACGGUUGUCCCUUCUACAGGACAGAGGACUUUGGCAUUGGCAGCGGGUCUUUCUGCCUAUCACCGGCUGA